AUACUCACACACAACCAAUAAUUUAUUUUCUCGAUUUCCUUAUCACUCAUCCCGUCAUUAAUGGAGUCAGAGGAACAAUACACCAUUGAAUGAAUCACGAGACUUUUUUGUUUCCUUUUUUCUAAUUAUUAUCUUGCCGCUUCUCUUUAUACAUAUUCUUCUUUGAGGUUCAUUUUUUCUACUCUUGAAUUUCGUACAGACCGACAUACAACACCACACAAAAUCCUCACCCAUACGCCUGGCGCGGUCAAUUCGAGAGAAACUUGAUUUCCUAUUGAAUUUUAUACAUGAUUUUCUAAUACACUUUCUUUAACGUACAAAAUAAUUAUCGAAAACGUCUACCCUCAUUUGAUACAUACGACGAUACACACAGAUGCCUAUCUUUCAGGAGAAGGAGGGUUUCCCUCAGGUGCCCUCCUCGCUACGCCACGAUGCAUACGAUACGAAAGAUGUCCGCAAGAUGAAUGUUCGCGAGUUGCUAUCUCAAAGCUCGGCCAAGGGUGCUACUCCAUACCUUGGACUCGGUUCACGACUCUCGCAAAUAUGGUUCAACCGAUGGACUGUUCUACUCCUUCUGGUCUUAGUCCACUUCCUCCUCACUAUCACUCAAUUGAACUCCAACCUUGAUGAUGCUAAGGCGAAGGCUCUAUCGGCAUGUACGAAAGUCGAGGACAUUGGUAGUGCCAUGGCCUCGAUGCCUCAUUACUUGUCUGUUGGAGUCAACCGUCUCACCGCAAGCGGCAUUACCGAGGCUGUUCAAGGCUUGAUGACAAUCCUCGAUAUGAUCCUCACUGGCGUCGAGCAGCUUAUCCUUUUCGUAAUUGGUAUGAUGACUGACACGUACGCUUGCUUGAUCAGCAUGGUGGUUCAUGGAGGACUAAACGCCUCGGCACUGGCUAUUACCAAGACCACCGACGCCAUGAACAAUGCUAUUGAUGGGAUUGCCCAGGCAAUCAACAGCACUGCCGAUGAUCUCCAAAAGCCUAUCGAUACUAUGUACUCCAUCGUUAACGGCGCUCUUAACGCAGGCGACCAAGCUACAAGUGUUGUUGGAGGAGCUGUCGCGACCGCUACAGCCGCGGCCGGAGGGGCCGUCGAGAGCGCUAUCAGUGGAAUCGGAAGUCUCUUCAGCAAACGAGUUGAUCUACCACCUAAGCCACAAGUCGCUGGCGAUAUCACAGCGGUGGCUGCUAAGCUCUCAAACGUCAAUAUCAACACUACCGGCUUCGUUUCAGACUUGAACACACUCAACAAGGAACUCCCAGACUUCGACGACGUCAAGAACCUCACUGCUACCGCUGUCUCGUUUCCAUUCAAGCUUAUUAAAGAGCAAUUGAACAAAGCUUAUGGAAAUUGGGCUUUCAACGAUAGCGUAUUCCCUGUCGCUCAGAAGGAGGGCCUAUCGUUCUGCUCUGACAAUUCGGUUAUCAAUGACUUUUUCACGACGUUGUACGAGAUUGCCCACACCGCCAAGAUUGUGGCAAUCGUGAUUCUUAUCCUCGCCGCAAUUGCAGUCUGCGUUCCGAUGGCCUACAUGGAGAUACGCCGAUGGCGCCGCGCCCAGGUCUGCUCUACGAACGCACAUGAUGACAUGGAUCUUGUCUACAUGACAUCGCGCCCUACAACAGCUCGAUUCGGAUAUUGGAUUGCCUCGAAAUUUCGCCCAAAGCGAAUGAUUCUUGUGCGCUGGUGUAUCGCAUAUGCCACCUCUCUUCCGGCUCUUUUCGUCCUUUCCCUUGCACUCGCCGGUUUCCUAUCUUGUUUCUUGCAGUGGAUCCUCCUGCAAGUGAUUGCGAAGGAGGUUCCAGCACUCGCAAGCCAAGUUGGAAACUUUGCCGAUGAAGUCGUCGGUACCUUGGGCAACAUUUCGCAAAAAUGGGCAAACGAUGCGAACGGUGUCAUCAACUCGUUUAGCACUGAGAUCAACGACGACAUUCUUGGAAAGGUCGUCAAUGGUACUACUGCAGUCAACAACACGCUUAACACAUUCAUGAACGAGAUUAACAAGGGUAUUACCACCGUCUUCGGCGACACGAUUUUCAAGGACCUUGCCCAGAACACUGUCCGCUGCCUUAUUGGAUUGAAGGUCGAAUCCGUCGAGAAGGGCCUGACUUGGGUUCACGACCACGCCCAUGUUAACUUCCCUACGUUCCCCAACGACGUCUUCUCCGUCGGCGCCGCUAAAUCCAUCGAUGGCGACUCAGAUAUGACUACUUUCCUCGCCUCACCUAGCAGCGUUACGACCGACGAGGUCACCGGCGCCGUCACGCACGUUACCGACUGGCUACACAACCAGAUCGUCCAGAACGCGCUGAUCUCAUUAGGUCUGCUCCUCGUGUACAUUAUCGUCGUACUAAUCGGCAUGAUCCGCACCCUGAUCGGCCAUAGCGACGUCGCCGGGGACGCACGUAAGAUGCGUAUUGAGAACUUCGACAUGGCUACUCGUGCCCCUGCUCAAACAGCGGCUGCGACCGGAUCCACACAACGAGACGUGAACCUACCUGAGUUCGGAGGCCCCGGAGAUGCGAGUGCGCACCCGGACCGAUACCACGGUUCUCCAUUCGGAAGGGACGACACGUUUAGCCGUGGUGCCGUACACACCGAACCUGUCACACUGACUGAGGAGGCGCCCCCAUAUACCCGCAACAGCAGCUACGUUCAGUACGGCGAUGCCAAACGAUAGGAGCGUGAGGCUGAGCCGGACAAGCAAGAUAACUCGGGCAUGCCUAGUUACGUAAGCCCUUGGAAUGCUAAACGCGUCGGCACCGACAACCCUUUCAGAGACCCGAAGUAAUCGGGACACGAAGACAGAUAGACAUAUUGCCUUGUCUAUUACCUGGUCGACUUUAUUUCUAUUUGUUAUUUGCAUCGACCAUCAUUAGCGAUUUGAUUUUUUCUCUUUUUAUUACGGCAUACAUGCAUACAUACGGACCAAUACCCAUACAUAUACCAUACAAUCCUUUCCAUUCUCUUAAUCAGGUACGAUACAUCGAAAUCUCACUCCUUCGAUGGUCAACCCCAUUCCUUAGGAUAGAUACUCGGGUACGGCAUGGAUAUCAAUAGAUCCCUAGAAGAAAGGGUACGUAUGCGUCACCAAGCGGCGUUAGCAUGGAGUUAGCACGGUAUAGCAUUGCAAUUGCAUUUUUUCGGGUAUUCAUCGUUACUAUUAUGCAUAAGAAAAGGGGGAAAUAAGAGACAAGAGAGAUCAGGUAUCUCGGCUUACGCCAAAUCCGCAUUAAUUUUCUUUGGUCUUCUGGAAGUUUUUCGUCCCUUGGAGUUUUCUUCGGGGAAGGGAAGGUUAUCUGGGUAGGGAAAGGAAACGGGGUGUAUGAUACGAGAUACCAAUUAGCAUGAGGUAUUGAAUCAUCGAUAGUGAUAAACAUCAAUACAUGUCAUAGUUAUUAUGA
Messenger RNA from Annulohypoxylon maeteangense, 3407 nucleotides. RefSeq lists its product as uncharacterized. The record is from RefSeq and is a predicted model, not a curated record. NCBI's taxonomy places the organism in Eukaryota, Fungi, Ascomycota, Sordariomycetes, Xylariales, Hypoxylaceae. Gene Ontology annotation, cellular component: mating projection tip. The coding region runs from base 374 to 2683 and encodes 769 amino acids. The transcript has a single exon.